Messenger RNA from Cyprinodon variegatus (sheepshead minnow), 3805 nucleotides. RefSeq names its product adhesion G protein-coupled receptor F5-like. Bases 1 to 3603 code for a protein of 1200 amino acids. Gene Ontology annotation, biological process: cell surface receptor signaling pathway; G protein-coupled receptor signaling pathway. NCBI's taxonomy places the organism in Eukaryota, Metazoa, Chordata, Actinopteri, Cyprinodontiformes, Cyprinodontidae. Gene Ontology annotation, molecular function: G protein-coupled receptor activity. Gene Ontology annotation, cellular component: membrane. The record is from RefSeq and is a predicted model, not a curated record. The transcript has 20 exons.
AUGGCUUUGCCAAAGUUGGCACAGUUUGCUGUUAUCCUUUCUGUUAUCUGCUACACUCUGGACAAGUCAGGAUUCAACCCGUUGGUCUUCACCUUCUUUGAGGAAUCAGUUGAUUCUAAAUCACCCAGCCUUUAUGCCAGAGAAAAAAGAGAGACCGCAAUAACCUCCACUGAAUAUGAGCUUGAUGUCAUUAUGAGCUUUUCUGACUCAGCAAUUCUCCAAAUGAUCACCGAUUUCAAUGUUUCCAUAUCAAUCGACAAUAAAAGUGAAAUUUCCAGCCUUGUCAUAACAACAGUGUGCUCACUAGAAAAAGCUGGGUAUCAGUGCAAGUGUGAGGAGAACUUUGCCUGGUCUUAUAACACUUGCCUUACCUAUGGAGCAUGUGAUGCCAUCACUGGUGACACAUGCGGCUGCAUUAAUGACCUUCCAGCUGAUGGUCAGUCCUGUCAGUUCAACGGCAACCAAAUAGUGGAACGUGAUGUGCUGAAUAACUUGUUCAUACCAGUGGCCAGUGUCCCACCUAAUUUAUUGGACUCAAUCAUAGCAAUUCUGAAAAAUGAAAGCUUCCCUGUAACCAUAUUAUCUUUAGAAGUAAGAGAAAUGAAUCUAAGCACAGUCUGUGAUCCAAGCUCAGCUCAGGGCUUGCGAUGUAAAUGUGAGGAUGAUUUUUCUUGGCCAUGUGAGAUGUGCACGAGCAACACUACAUGCAGUAGUGACAGCAGUUCAAGCUGUAACUGCAUAUAUAAAUCUUCAUUUUCUGAGCAGUACUGUCAGCCAGUCACAGAGAUCCAUCAGUGCCCUGUGAGGUCAACCACAACACCGACACUCUCAACACAAAACGUGACAACAGUAGCCACAACUGAAACCUUCACUGUAACUGAAAGCUUCACUCUAAACAUGCAGUUCAAAGAAUCUUACAAUGACCCUGACAGCGAUCUUUACAAAAAUGUUUCUGCCGCUGCUGAAAUAAAUUGUAAGGCUUUCGUGUCAACAGAUUGUAAGGUCCAGAAUCUGAAGUUUCGGUCUGGAAGCACCAUCGCUGAUUUUUCUCUCAGCAGUUCUUCUCAGGAUGUGUCGAAAGUUCAAUUAGCAAAAGAUGAAAUGUUAAAUCAACUGGUAGAAAAUUAUCCUGUGGAGAUUGUCAGUCCUAAGAAAUUGGAUGUUACAGAUGUAGUUUCUUCAGAGGAAAUAAUUGCUGGGGACUCUGUAACCCUGACAUGUGGACCUCCUCCGACUAAUCUCGGUUUAAACCUGAGGGUGGUGUGGACAUUUGCUGGGACAGUCCUCGAACCAACCAAAGGCAGUGAUGAGGGAACUUCAAAAUACACAAUCCCACAGUUUUUUCAAAUCCACGAUGGGAAAUAUGUAUGUACGAUGAGCCGUAAGGAUGGUGCUAUUUUCACACAGAGCAGAGAUUUAAAGUCCAAACCAGCACCGGUGAUCACUGUGAACCCAAUCAGCGCAGUACUAAAAUGUCCUGGUUCACAGACACUAAAGUGCUCUGUUGAAGGAGACUACAAGGUUGAAUUUAGGAGGGUUGGUCCAAUAGGUCCUGGUACAGAUAUCAGCUAUAAGUAUACAGCCUCUAGUGGAUGUCAACAAGAGGAAAAAGAGAUAAUCUGUCAAGUGACAGGAAAGCCAGAAACAAAUAAAAUAAUUAAACUGGCACUGAGACAAAAUGUUUAUUGUGAAGGUGAUAAAGUAUUCGGUGCGGGAUAUCAAAAUUUUGUUGCUGUUGCUUCCUGUGAAGAUGGUAUGGUGGGAAACAGAACAGCCGUUUGUAAGGCUGAUCGCACGUAUGGAGAUUUCCAAGACAACUGUGUCCUAGAAGUUAUACAGAACCUGCUUGAUCAGUCAGCGACACUGGAUAAGGCUACCAUGCCAGGAUUCUUGGAAAACCUCAAGGAUGCAACUAUCAACAACACAGAGACCAUAACUGAUUCUCCUGCUACCAUUAAUGCAAUGGUUGACAUCUUAGAAAAUGUUGCUAAUAGGAGUGGUUCUUUAAAUAUCACAAUAUAUGAAGAAUCCACAAAGAACAUCAUGAAAAGUGCAGGAGUUCUCACCAUUGACACUGCAAAGAAAUCAUGGGAUACCCUGAACAAUGAAACCAGUAAUAAAGUAGAUGCCAGCUCUUCGUUUUUAAGCGCCUUUGAAGGAAUAACAGCCAAUGUUGUCAAUAAACCAUUGAAUAUAAAUACAGAUCAUAUUAUUUUCACCAAAACUAAUUUCACUAACAUUUUCAAGGAGGACUUUAACUCCUCAGUUGAGGUAGAGAUAGCAGAAGCUGAGGUAGAGAAACAGUCAAUUUCAGUGAUAGUAUUUGCAUCAAUGAACAAUGUUCUUCCUGUGAGAGAAAAAACAAAUACCUCAUCCAGUGUUAUCAAUGGAAGAGUUGCACUUAUCCAGCCAGAAUCAAAUCUUACGAACAUAUCAAUAGCUUUUGAUGUGCUUAAUGAAACCCUGGGAAACCCUAAAUGUGUUUUUUGGGAUUUCGACCUGUUUGAUGGUCUUGGAGGCUGGAGUGAGGAUGGCUGCUCCUUUGUAAUGAGUGAAAAUGGAUCAGUCACCUGCAACUGUGACCAUACCACCUCGUUUUCUAUUUUAAUGUCACCCUCCAGCUAUUCUGAUCCUCCGUUGGAAUACAUCACCUACAUUGGAGUUGGAAUCUCUAUGGGUUCUUUGAUUAUAUGCCUAAUCAUUGAAGGCAUUGUAUGGAGAAAAAUAAGGACAAACAGAACAUCGUACUUGCGUCAUGUGUCUAUUGUUAACAUCGCUGUGUCUCUCCUGAUUGCAGACAUUUGGUUUAUUAUUGGAGCGGCCAUUUCAAAGACAAAAAAUGCACCAGCAUGCACAGCAGCUACCUUUUUUAUCCAUUUUUUCUAUCUCGCCAUGUUCUUCUGGAUGCUAGCCUCAGCCCUGUUGUUGCUCUACCUUACCGUCAAUGUCUUUGAUGGAGGGCUGUCUAAAGCAUCUAUGCUGGCCAUUGGAUUCUCUUUGGGAUAUGGUGCACCACUGAUCAUUGCAACAAUAACUAUAGCUGUAACUGCUCCCUCAAAGGAAUACAUCCAAAACAAUAACGCCUGUUGGCUCAACUGGUACAAGUCCAAAGCUCUUUUGGGGUUUGUGAUCCCUGCACUUCUGAUCGUGGCAGUGAAUUUAAUAAUCCUGAUUGUGGUGAUAUUCAAAAUUGUGUGGAGAAGAUAUGGGGAGAAUGCGGCCCAAGCAGGAGAAAAGCAUGUCCUGCUGGUGAUUGCCAGGAGUCUGGCUGUUCUAACACCAUUUUUUGGAAUAACUUGGGGUUUAGGAGUUGGAAUCAUGGCGAGUCCAAAAAACAGAGGGAUCCACAUUACAUUUGCACUGUUCAAUUCCUUGCAGGGCUUGUUCAUUCUGGUCUUUGGAACUCUACUGGACAGAAUGGUGUGGACAGAAAUCCGGCAGUCUCAUUCAUCUACCUCCCAAAUCCAAACAGGAAGCUCGGGUGCUAGAAACAUAUCCAGUGGAGUGGGGGACUUUUUCAGGAGAUUCAGAAGAGAAAGACGUUCCAGAAGUGGCUACCAGUUGUCUUCUAAUGGAGCCACGAACUUAUCUUUCAACACUUAAUACAAUGCAAGAAAAGCAUUGCCUGAAGACGCCCAAUUAGUAGUCAGCCCUUUUUUUUGUAAAUAUGUAAUUAUACAGUUUGAUAUGCUUUUUCAAAAGAGUUGAAACUAAUAAGCUGAAGUAAGCACCUUUUCAAAGUGGCUCUAUGUAUGAAGUAAUCUGUUUUCAUAUUACAUUUAUGUUACAAAUAUUUUUAAACAUA